UAUCAUUCGAAGGCAGUGCUCCGAAAAUGGUCUCGAAGACCGAUUCGAUGAUCCCCGAUGGCACUGUCAGUCGCUCGAUCGAGAUCGGUCUCCGCGUGAUCGGCGUUUGGCCCGACUCGUCCUACAUGGUCCUUCGUCGCGCCUUCUGGAUGAUCACUCUGACGAUGGCGCAGACCUUUCAGUAUCGAUAUUUCCUCAUACACGUCCGCACGGACGACUUGUCGCAUCUGAUGGAUGGCCUCAGCACUACGAUGUCCUAUAGCCUUCUACUAUUGAAACUUACAAUAUUCUGGAUCAAUCGACGGAUAUUCUAUGACAUCUUAGCGAUGAUGGCUCAGGAUCGGAGUGAAUGCGCAAACGAGUGGGCCGUCUACUCGAUGUCAAGGACCACCGAUGUAUCGCAUCGGUCUUCUAACUUGAUCAUCGGCCUCUACUCAAUGUCGGUGUUUCUUUAUGGCACUGGCGUACUUGUCGCUCACGCCGAUGAGCCCGACGAGGAGCUCGCCGUGCCGGCGCGAGAACUGUUUCUCAAGAUGGAACUACCCUUCGAGUCCAAUGCUUCCCCUGCAUACGAACUCGUCAUGGUCACGCAAUUUUUCCAUCAGCUUGCGGCAGCCACAAUAGUCGGCGUUUUGAACGCCCUAAUUGUCUCACUGAUUCUUCAUGUAGGUGGGCAAAUCGAUAUAAUGUGCCGUGGGUUGGUAGAAAUCUCCUCAGGUGACGACACAUUCGACUUGCGAAUGUCGACUAUCAAAGCUCUAAUACGUCGACAUCAGAGAAUUAUCGCUCUCUCGGCCGACAUUGAGACUUUGUUCUCGUAUAUAGCUCUGAUGCAAUUCCUAUGGAAUACUUUGGUCAUCUGCUGCCUUGGAUUUCUAAUUGUGACUGCGAUCGGCGAUACGCAAGGAUCGACGAUGAUGAUCAAAUCCCUCUUUUUUUAUGUCGUCAUUACUUUGGAAGCGUUUAUAUUUUGUUAUGCUGGAGAAUAUCUCACAGCAAAGGGCAGAAUGAUUGGCGAUGCAGCAUACGAAGCAAAGUGGUAUAAUUCGAAUCCCACGCAGAGUCGUAUUAUAUUACUGUUGAUUUUAAGAUCACAAAGAAAGUUAACUAUUACGAUAGGAAAAUUUAUGGAUCUUUCUCUAGAACGUUUCACAACAGUAAGAUGCACUUUCAGAAUUACAUUUUCUUUUGCUUUAUCUAGUACAGGUUGUAUGCACUUUGGAAGGAAGUACACGUUCCCAAUUUCAAAUUCGAUUUAUAAAUUAUUAGGGGGCAAUAUAUUUUUACAAAGAGAAUAUAUCUCUAGAUUUUUGUUUUAUUUAAGUUUUUUAUAUUAGUUUUAUUAAUAAAAA
Monomorium pharaonis (pharaoh ant) is the source of this 1352-nucleotide messenger RNA. Its product is annotated as odorant receptor 4. Gene Ontology annotation, molecular function: odorant binding; olfactory receptor activity. The transcript is spliced from 5 exons. Gene Ontology annotation, cellular component: plasma membrane. The record is from RefSeq and is a predicted model, not a curated record. Gene Ontology annotation, biological process: sensory perception of smell; detection of chemical stimulus involved in sensory perception of smell. NCBI's taxonomy places the organism in Eukaryota, Metazoa, Arthropoda, Insecta, Hymenoptera, Formicidae. Bases 27 to 1337 code for a protein of 436 amino acids.